AGCAGAUGAAAUGCAUCACUCCCAUGGUGGGUUGUCAGGGAUUUAUGCAGUCACACUUCCACCAUUGAGUACAUUACCAUCUUGGAGCAGAACCUCCUUUCAGCAUAAACAAAAAUUGUCCCUUCAACCAGAUAAACUACGCCCUCUAGCUAGCUGUGUUGCCAAAAGUUCUCGUAGCAGUGACAUUGCAUCAAGUAAAAGUAAUAGCCCAUUAACUUCAGAUAAAGAAGAGAAUGUGCUUCAUGUGCUAGAGCUAUACAAACAGAAAGUUAAGUAUCUUACUGGCAACAUAGACUUUCUGAAAGAUGAGCAUCACAAGAUUUUAAAGAGCUUACAUGAAGAAAUUGAACGUAUGAAAUAUGAGAACAAGGAGCUCAAGUUUAAAUUGAUUAUUUCGGAUGGUAAUCCACCUGCUUGGAUGCAGGAAAAAGGAUGGCAUGAUAAAAAGGAAAGUAAAAGUGCAGUUUCAAGUUCACCUUCCAGGAGAAACCAUAAGGUUUAUGAUGAAGAGAUCAGUUUGUUGCGGGAUAAUCUGAGCCAUGAAAAGAACAAGAACAAAGUGCUGCAAGAAGAACUAAACGCCAUGAACUCACUUGAUCUCGAUUGCAAUCUAAACGAAUCACCUGAUGAAUUUGAUCUUGAUGUUCCUAACACAAUUGAAGAAUGCUACACUUUGAUCAGCUCUCUGAGGUCUGAGAAUGAUGCCCAGCAGAAGGAGAUAGCAUACCUUCAAGGAAAAUUAAAUGAACAAGACAAUUCUGCCCAUUCUCAAGCCAGUGAUCAUCGGGUUAUGUCAUCGCUGCCUGCUUUGAGACCAGCCUUGCAAAGUAAGGUUGUUCAUCGGAUGAAGAGACAACAAAUAAUGACCAAAGAGAAGAACAGGCAUGACAUCUUAAAGGAGUUAUAAUAGAAUGCUGAUUUCAAAUAAUCAUAAAUUUCCUUGGCCAAUGCAAAACCUUCUAUUGCAUUGACCUCUCCUGCACAUAUAUUUCAUGAUGAUGGAGAUGAAUGAUGUUUAUAUUUAUGUAAAUAGAUCUGUAGUUAUGCAUUCAUAAUGACUUUGAUUGGUAAGAUUGGUAAUUUAUUAGUAUCACAUAAUAAUGUUUGUUAAAAUUUGUGAAUACAGUAUAGCAUUUAUUAAAAUUUUUCAUGAUUUGGUUUGCAUCUUUAUCCAGAUUCUUUUCUUCUGAAAAGUGAUUUUAAUCACUGUAAUAGAUUUUAAAAUAAUUGUUCUUGAAUCUCAAUGCGCGUAUCAUUAUGGAAAUAAUAAAUCAUUGUUCUUUUAAACCAGGAACAUCUAGAUUCUAGAUGGAGUAAUCAAAAUAUUAUAAUCAUCUGUUAUUAUGAAAUUCCUUAAAUAAUUUUCAGUGGACUGGUUUCCGAAAAUAAGGGUCAAUAUAUAAAUGCAAUGUCGUAUGUAGGUUCUGUAGCCAUGAAUUCCAGGGAUAAAAAUUGUAAAUUUCAAAUGUAUGCCAUCUGGCUUGAUUUCGAAAUUAUUUAUAUACGUGUUUAUGUGUUAUUUUAUCGUCUCAAUUGUAUCUCUUCACCUCGCAUGAAAAAACUCUCGGUAAAUAACUGAUAAAUUAUUCAAAAUUAAUCGUAUCAAAAAGCAGAUCAAACCGUAUUAAACCAGUAGGUUAAACUUGAAAUUGAUUAAAUUAUUUUAUACGAUUUACUUUAUUCGUGAUUUACUUCACAACACGAAACAUACAUGAACUAUAACCAGAACUCUAAUUGACAGGCAUGAAUAGUUCAGAGAUAGGGGACUUUAAGAGCCUUGAGGGUGCACGUGAUACAUGUUCAAACCUGCUCACUCAAUGGUUAGACGAUUUGCAGUUGCUGUGGGGCGAAGUUGGCAUCCCGCCCGAACAGCAGAUCACUAGAAUAAAAGUGGUAUAUGAGAAUUUGUCUGAACUUUGUAGAGCAAUGGUAGAUGAGGAAAAGUCCCGUAGAGAUGGCUACAUAGAGAACAUCGCAAAGUGUAGAGCUGAAUGUCAGAGACUAGCGGAGGAGCUGGAGACCUCCUUUGAGGAGCCACCAGAAGAUUAUACAGUCCUUAGAAAGGAGAAAGUUCUUAGAAAUCAGGUGAAACAGUUGAUAAAAGAGCGUCAAUUGAGGCUGCGUGAAGCAAUAUCUCUGCGAACACAAGAGGGGGAGUUAUGUGCACGAUUGGGGAGGAUUCCUGAGUACAUUCAAUCAGACACAGUACUGACCAAGGAGCAAGUCAAGGAGGCUAACACUCGCAUCGGGUUUCUGACAGCAGAGAAGAACAAGAGAGAUAUCAAACUAGCGAUAGCAGCUAAGGAUAUCCUAGAGUUGUGGACUGAGCUGAAUAUCAGAGCACGUAACGACAGGGAGGAACACAUUGAGUCUGGUAACUUGGACUCAUUCCAGCUUUCUAACGAGAACAUGCAGUGGUUAGAACAGAUGAAACAGAGCUUAUCGAUGACCCUGGAUGAUAACAAGAGAUUACAGAAGAGUCUCAUGACCAAGGUGCAGAGUUUGUGGACCAGGAUGGAACUACCAGAGGAGGAUCAGAAAAAGUUUUUAGAGCAACACACUGGAUAUUCUGAUGCACUUAUUGUCAAGCUUAAAGAGGAGGUCCGACGGCUAGAAGAGCUGAAAUUACAAAACUUGGAAAGAUUCAUCAAGCUGACACGAGACGAAAUAGAGAAGUACUGGGAGCUUAUGUUUUACAGUGAAGAAGACAAGCGACUAUUUACACCUUACUUCAGUGAGACUGUCGGGGAGAACUUACUGCAAGAACAUGAGAAGAAGUUGGAGUGUUUGGUUCAAGAGUACAACAGCUACGAGAACCUUUACAUGACAAUCAAAUCGAGGAAUAAAAUGUGGGAGAGAUACGAACAAAUGGAGUGCAAGGAAAGUGACCCGAAUAGGUUUGAUAACAGAGGAGGAAAACUACUGAAAGAAGAGAAAGAAAGGAAGAAGAUUCUCAGGGAUCUUCCCAAGUGCGAAGACUCGAUAAUUCGUGAGAUUUCAACGUGGGAAAGCGAAUCUGGCAGGAUAUUUACUGUUUUCGGUCACAAAUUCUCUGAUUAUCUCAACAACCAAAAAGAAGAGCUUCAGAAUCGAAAAGAUCAGAUGAAAGAAAACAAGCUGAAAGCCAAGGAGGAGGCAAUGCAGAAUGAACUAACGUAUGGAAGUACUCCCGCUAAAACGCCUAAACGUAGGAUUGCCGGUACCACCAUCCUUACCCCUGCUAACAAACGAACCAAGACGGGUCACACGCCCAACACAACGCCCACAAGAGCAGCCAGGACACCCAGAACCAGAUUUGUACACAGCAGUCUGGUAGCCAAGUCUCCAAUAAGAACACCCGUCCGUGAGAAGAACUUUCCCAGGGUGGUAGUAAAAGUACCUGGUCAGAAGCGACCGGACACGCCCACCAAAAAAGCGGCACCCAUAGUCGAGGAAUUUGUCCCAGAAGUGCGAGCACCCGCCAUACAGGCCCCUAGUACCAGUAAAGAGUCCAGUAUGGACAGUGGCUGUGUCAGUGUCAGCAAUUUAGAUUUAGAUAACCAAGUCGCUGAUUACGCAGAUUUCGAAAACGAGGUCAACCACCCCACCAGAGAACUGAUGAGAAGUAGUUCAGUACACAUGACAGCAAGCCCAGAAAACAAUCCCAGAAAAUCGCUUCUAUUUACCAUCCAAGAGUCAGAUUGUAAAAUGGCGGCUCCACAAGUCGAGCUUGAAAAGUUCGAACGCUACAACCCAGUCAAUCCUCUGCCAGAAGAAAUCAGAUCCCUUUCCAACGACGAAACUGUUUGCAAGUUCUGCGGAGUGUCCUACCUCAUCCACAACGAGAUAAAAAAGUUAGAAUUAGAACUCGAAAAUGUUAAGUCACAACUCGUAGGGUAUGAAGACAUGAAAGCGAACUUUACUAGCCUGGAGAAAGAUAACAAAGAUAUGAAGGAUAAAAUUGGGUGGUUUGAGCUGCGAUGUUCAGAACAAGAGCGGAUGAUCAAAGAUUUGAGUGACAGUUUGAGUGCAAAGUCUGGGCAGUGUAGCGCUCUAAAGGAGGAAUAUUCGAGUUUGAGUGAACGUUUGGAGGAACAAGCUGUUUUGUACAAGGAGCAGACUGCCAAGUUAUCUAAAUUCCAGAAAUAUGCUAAAUUCUACCCUCCUUUAUUGAAACAACUUAGUCUUGUGAAGGAACAGGAAUCUAAACUAAAGCAGGAGAUAGUGGAGUAUAAACAUACGUUCGAUGCUGAUAUAAAAAUCGUCACUUCUUAUCUCAGUGUCAUGUCAAAUAAAUGCCAAGAAACUGAAUCUAAAUUACAAGAUAGUCUUAACGAAACUGCUUCACUUAAAGAUAAAGUUGUUACGAUUACCAAAACAAACUCUGGUUUGUGUGAACAGCUUGCCAAAGCACGAGAUAAAGUGGCUAUGCUGGAACGAUCUUCAGCUUCUCUCAACCACGCGCAACAGCAAAACGUGCAACUCUCCCAGAUGGCUUCAGAAACACAGCGUGAAGUCGAAGAGUGUAAACGAGAUCUUGCGGAGUCAACAGAGGAGAAAGAAAACCUGCAACGUACUCUGUCUGGAAAGAACCAAGAGAACACAGAGCUAAAACAGAGAAUUAAUGAAUUAACGAAGAGACACACUGCUCAGAUCGAGGAUUUAAACAAGAAGUAUCAGUCUUCUUUAGAAAUGCAAUCCUCUCUUAAGACCAAGAUUAACUCUCAUGUUGAGAAUAUGACUAAGGAUAAGGAGCACAUUUCGUCUCAGACUACUCGAUUGCAGGUAGAAAAUGGUGAGCUGAAAAAUGAAUUGGGUCGGCUGACUAAAGGUCUCCAAACUAUCGAAGAAAGAACUCGGCAUAUUUCAGAAUCUCACAGAAUCCAGCUUUCAGAGCUCCACGCAAGUUACCAGGAUCAACUUGAAUCAGCUCUGGCUAAUUCAAAUAUGUACAAAAGUGAGGUUGAAAAAUUGGUAGCCAUGCAGAGCAAACGUGAUUCUGAACUGAAAAGUGCUCUGAAGCAGCUUCAUGACAAGCAUGAAGGUCAGAUAAAAGUUAUAGAGAACACUUACAAGCAGUCACAGAUCGAUCUUGAAAAACAAAUCGAUAAUCUCUCGACGCAGUAUAGCAAAGAUCUACGCACGAAAGAGCAAGCUAUUAAAGAUAUUGAGAAGUCGUUUUCUCUCCAGUUUGAUACACUGAGGGGCGAUAAAACAUCCCUCCAAAACAGCGUCAAUCAGUUGAACAAGCAAAUAGCAGAGUAUGAGACAACUAUAAAGCAGUUGGAAUGUAAACCUGCAUCUCCCGCCGACGAAUCAGAUAAACUCAAAUCACUUAAACUCCGGAAUAGUCAGCUGGAAAAAGAGGUUUUAACGUUGCAAAGGAUAGUGCAAAAGGAAUGCGAAGAAAGAUUAGAACUCACCGAAAGGUUGGAUCAGUUUAAAGCUGAAGUCUGCGAUAGAAAAGUUCGAGAAAAUUCUGACGUGACCUCUCGGAAUUCUGUAAGUUCUGUUUCUUCACUUCCUAAGGUUGGAACAGGAUUGAGUCACAAUAAAAAGAAUUUAAAGAAGAAAAUGCCUAAUAGUAAUAAGGGUAAUAAGUAUUCGAGUUGGUUACAGAAAUAGGAUUUUAUCAGUCUAGCUUCGGCUCAUCAUGUGCCAAG
Molecule: messenger RNA, 5642 nt
Organism: Bolinopsis microptera
Lineage: Eukaryota; Metazoa; Ctenophora; Tentaculata; Lobata; Bolinopsidae
Exons: 12
Coding region: 1744-5604 (1286 amino acids)
Biological process (GO): microtubule cytoskeleton organization; mitotic spindle midzone assembly
Cellular component (GO): spindle; mitotic spindle midzone; cytoplasm
Molecular function (GO): microtubule binding
Source: RefSeq, a predicted model, not a curated record